GUCAUUGUAAAUAAGAUUUGUUCUUAUUGUUAUGUUUUUAUUUGAUUUAUUAUUGUCUCAGACACUAAUGUUUAAUCACUAGUUUGUUACAGUCAUAUUAAAUUCCUUUUAAUUCCUUUCCUAUUUUGGUUUUCUGCCUAAAUAUUUAAUGUUGUCAACUUGUCUUGAAAUAAAGGAAAAUAUAAUUGCGUUGUUCCUAAAUUCAGUGUAUUGUGCUACAUAUGCCAUGAAUCAAAGGGCGCAAAACACGACGAUAUUAAAUUGUGUUUUGGCUCAAGAGUUGCAUUAGCGUCAUGGCAGCAACAUUAGUGUCCUGGUAGAAACAUUAAAACUUCCGGUUUUCCGAUUUGCCUUCACAAUAAAAGUCUGCGGUAAAACGCUGUGUAUGACAUUAAAUCAAUUAUUUCGUGCAGCUUUACAUAGUGCACAAUGUUAAAACUAAAGACAAUUACUACUCCAUAUAAGAUACAUAAUAUUAUAAGGUGGAGCAGAUUGACCGAUGCGAAAUGGCUAGCUAGUUAGCGGUGGUGCGCUGUGGAGCGAUGGGUAACGAUGCUCCAUGGGUGUCAGUUGUCUGUGUGUGCAGAGGGUCCCUGGUUCGAGCCCGGGUAGGGCGAGGAGAGGGACGGAAGCUAUACUGUUACAUUGGCUUAUAGAGCAAAAACUAUUCUGGGUACUGUAGCAUUAUUUAAGUGCCAGCUGAUGGGUCAUCAAUUGUGGAUGGGCUUCCCAUUGUAUUAAAACGGGUUAAACCACCGGAACACACUUAGCCCAAUGGGCAAUCUGCAAGCAGUUUUCUGGACAACACAGAAAAGUGAACAGUUGCAGUGUAUUUUCUAAGAACCGAUAUAAUACCAAUAUCGAAUCGAAAAUGCAACUGAUAUUGAUUUUCCAUAUUUGUGCCCAUCACUAAUUGAAUGUAUGUAUUUGAUAAGGGAUUGCUACAAAUGAAUGUAUCAUAAAGUGUGUUAGACCAUAAAUGUUUUGCCGAAACAUUUUAUGAAAUGAAUUAAGUAUGACCAUGAAUUUUAACUGACACAUUUGAUACAAUUGGUGACUGAAGUGACUGUGUCCCUAUAGCCUGGUUGAUGUUGAUUAUGUUUAAAUUGUAAAUAAAUUAGAUUUUUGUUUUGACAAAAACAAAUUGCCUUAUGGGUUUGUUAUUUGAGUGUUGAUAGUUUAGUGUGUAUAGGCAUUGACUUCAGGACCAUAGAUGGCACCUGGUCAUUUGAAGGUGGUUUAUAUACAGACCUUACUGAGUACUCCCAACCACACUUUUCCCUCUGCACAUAGAAUCAUUUGUUUAUAUUUUAGACACCAUUUUAAGCUAUUUGACCACAGUAAAAGGCCAGCAACACUCUGUAUUAUUUAGAGCCACGUGAAAUGACACCAUAUAUACAUUCUACAGACACUACUGACUAUCCCCUACAAUACUUUUAGUACCGUCCCCAGGAUACUUUUUGCUCUACAAGCCAACAUGUAUUCCAUAUACAGUGAUUCGCAUUGGGGGAAUUUAUUUGACCUUGGAACAUGUAUUACAACCAAAAUGUAAUGCAAAUGUCACUUAAAUAUGAACAAUGUUAAUGUUUAAACAAUUAUUUACACGUUAUUGACACUUUUCUACUAUUAGGUGGGCGAAUUUUAUUUUGAAAAUGUUCGAAAUUCCGUGACCCGGAACUACUUUUUUAAGAGUUGCUGACGAGACGCUGUUGCAACCUUUCAAGUAGAAGAAAGUAUUCCAUCUAUCUUGCUGUGUCUAUGUCUCAAGAUGAUGAGCUUUGUCCUCCUGAGGAGCUGAAGCACUGGAGCUUGCCUGGCCCUGAACAUGAAUUCUCCAGAGGACAGUUCUUCCUCUUCCACACAGAAGACCUCGGUUUGGGCCGACCAGCAGACAGCCACUGCACAGCUGGGAGUUAUCCCUCCGUCUCCCACACACUGCUUUGGGGAUGGGGAAGGAACCAGCUCUGCUAUCCCAGCUGAAACACCUGUUUCAACCAACCCUUCUUGCCCAUCUCAAACACUUGUUUCACCCCCAAAAAAGAGGAUCGCAGAGAAAGGAACCUUUGCAUCACAGCCACAGGGUGAACGUCGCAAGAGGGGUAGGCCACGCAAACACAAGAAACCCCAGACUGACACAGAACACCAUAUCCACCAGGCCCAGUCCCCGACAGCUACACAUCCAUGUUUACAGCCAGAGGACCAAACAGAGGCUGUGACACUGACACCCAGCUCACCUGUGAUACCUGAGGACAGGUGUCAGUCACCUGAGGCCACCUUUGAACCACCAUGCCUUGCCUUGGACUUACAGAGCCUCAAUAAGGGACAGAGUAAGAAUGGGCCCCAUCUCUCCAGUGCUUCUGUUGGACAAGGAGACCUAACAGGCCCUAAUGUUCUAACCACUGGUAGUAUCACUGCCACUGGGAUAUUUAUAAGUAAAUGUGCCAAAGAGCAAAGGACUCUGUGCCAGUCACCACAGAAUCUGACGGAUGGGAGAAAGGCGGCAAAAAAAUCACAAAUUCAUAAGGUCGAUCAGCCACAGGAGACCGUGACAAAUGGGGAAAAUACAUCUAAACCCUUACCGACUAUUAAGGUAGGACAGGAGAAUUGCCUGACACAAAAGACUGGGCAAAAAAGGAAAUAUACAAAAAAAUCACAGAGCCAUAAGGUAGGCCAGCCAAGGGACACUGACCAGUCACAGGAGAGUGAGACAGUGAGAAAUGGGGGAAAUACAUCUAUAAAAUCACCAACCCAUAAGAUAGACUGGUCACAUGAGACGGUGAGAAAGAGGACAUAUACAAAAAAAUCUCAGACCCCUAAGUUUGACCAGUCACAGGAGGAGUCUGUAACAAAAAAGAAAAAGGGCUCUAAAAUAUCUCCAACCCAUAAGGGAGAGCAGUCACAAGAGAUGGUAACAAAGAGGAAAUAUACCAAAAAAACACAGCGCCAUAAGGGAGACAAGGAGACUGUGAGAAAUGGGAAAAAGACAACUAUGAAAUCACCAACACACCAGCUAGACCAGUCACAAGAGUUGGUAACAAAAAGGAAAAAGGUGUCUAAAAUAUCUUCAACCCACAAGGUAGACCACUCACAAGAAACUGUGAAAAAGAGGAAAUAUACAAAAAAAUCACAGACCCAGGAGAUUGACCAGUCACAAUCCCCAGAGACUGGAAAAAAUACAUCUAUGAAAUCGCUGACGAAUAAGGUAAUCAAGGUGGCAUCGAAAAAAUCACAAAGCCAUACCGUAGAACAGUCACUAGGGAUUGACCAAUCACAAGAGACCGUGAGAAAGAGGAACUACACAAAAAAAUCUCAGAAGCAUAAGGAGGACUCACAUGAGACUGUGAGAAAUGGGGAAAAGACAUCCAAAAAAUCGCAGAAGCAUAAGGUAGAGUUACGAGACACGAAACAGUCACAGGAGGAGACUGUAAAAAAUAGGAAAUAUACUAAGAAAUCAAAGACCCACAAGGUAGACUCGGGAGUCCUCUCCUUACUCCCUGUGUUAUCUGCAGACCUCUCCCUCAACCUUUCCUCUCCCACAUUCAGCUCUACUGGGCUUCCAAAGAGAAAAUAUACAAAAAAAUCACAGACCCUCAAGGUAGACUCCGAUGUCCCAUCCUCACUCAUUGUACUGUCUGCAGACCUCUCCUCCAGCCUGCAGAGUAGCCGCUCUCCUACUCGCAGCCCUUCUGGCAUCCCCUUCUCACCAAACACGCCUAAGAAAGUCCGAGGCAGACCUCAGCGGGUCCAGCAGCAGCUCUUUCUUAGCUCCACGCCAGGCCCUCACCCCAGAUCCUCCACAGGAACAGACAACCCCCUCUCUGCCUCCCUGUCUCACUUGGGACUGGGCCCACAGAACGCCUCACCCAUCACCCCCUGGAAGCUGUUGGAACUAAGCCCUCUGGAGAAGACACACUUAGCUUUACCCGGUAGUAAACCUCGGGGUAGACCCAGAGUUAGGCCAAAGAACUCGGCUACAGUGAAGGGAGUGAAAACUCAGGGUGGUAAGAAGAAGGUGAAGGCUGCAGCAGAGGGAGGGUCCCAGACCUUCAGCUCUGAGGAAGGCCCCCCAGCCAAACUCAGACGUAGAAGCAGGAAAGGCCAGACAGCAGAGGGAGCUGGCCUGCAGAGCGGUUACACUACCAGCACUGAGCCACGCUCCAGACCCAGGUUUGAGCUGCAGGAGUCAGACUCACCAGACACAGACACAGGAGAUGCCUCCCUGUCCUCAGACCUCUCCAUCGAGUUAAGCGUACAGGAAGACCGUGUAACAUCACUGACUCUUGAAGAGGAGGAAGAGCAAGACGAUGAGGAAGAUCUGCCCAGUUUCUUAAAUAACACAAAGCCACUGUCCAUAACGGAAGGAAUAUGUGUUUGGUGCAAAUUUAGAAGCUAUCCUUUCUGGCCGGCAAUGGUGAAGAGUGUGAACCGUAAGCUGAAGAAGGCCAGCAUUGUGUUUAUUGAUGACCUGCUGUUUGACAAAAAGAGGAUACGAAAAGGCUUUUCUGUGUCCCUAAAAACAUUGAAGCCUUUUGACUGUGAAGAGGCUGAUCAGCUAGUGGAUAAUCUGAGACCAGCCACCCGGACAGCUGAUGAAACUUCGAUGGCCACUGGCAGGCUGGAGAAAUGUGCUCUUCAUGGGUGAAUCAUGGUUUCAACUAUACCGGGAAGAUGGCAGACAGCGUCUAUGGCGUCGUGUGGGUGAGCGGUUUGCUGAUGUCUAUGUUGUGUACAUAGUGUUCCUUGUUGGCGGUGGGGUUAUGGUAUGGGCAGGCAUAAGCUACGGACAACAAACACAAUUGCAUUUUAUCGAUGACAAUUUGAAUACACAGAGAUACCGUGACGAGAUCCUGAGGCCCAUUGUCGUGCAUUUAAUAUGCCGCCAUCAAUAUGCCGCCAUCACCUUAUGUUUCAGCUCGAUAAUGCACAGCCCCAUGCCGCAAGGAUCUGAACACAAUUCCUGGAAGCUGAAAAUGUCCCAGUUCUUCCAUGGCC
Messenger RNA from Oncorhynchus tshawytscha (Chinook salmon), 4992 nucleotides. Its product is annotated as PWWP domain-containing DNA repair factor 3A. The transcript has 7 exons. The record is from RefSeq and is a predicted model, not a curated record. Bases 1826 to 4642 code for a protein of 938 amino acids. Lineage: Eukaryota; Metazoa; Chordata; Actinopteri; Salmoniformes; Salmonidae.